This is a messenger RNA of Fonsecaea nubica, 2118 nucleotides long. RefSeq lists its product as hypothetical. Lineage: Eukaryota; Fungi; Ascomycota; Eurotiomycetes; Chaetothyriales; Herpotrichiellaceae. Gene Ontology annotation, molecular function: nucleoside triphosphate diphosphatase activity; ribonucleoside triphosphate phosphatase activity. The transcript has a single exon. Bases 1 to 2118 code for a protein of 705 amino acids. Gene Ontology annotation, biological process: nucleoside triphosphate metabolic process. The record is from RefSeq and is a predicted model, not a curated record.
AUGGCACGGGAACGCGACGGGCUCCUGUCCGAGAAACACUACGAUGAAGACGCCGCGAUUGUCCCCUCCGAUUCAGGAUCCGAUACUGAGCUAGACUUCGAAAGCGGAGGCCGUGUCAGGGAGGGCGACAGAGAUAUCCUCAAAGAAACUGAAGAGCAUGAGAAAUUGUUGCACAAACCGUCGAAGUUCGAGUCAGCACGUGCGACCUUUGGGUUCCGGGAUGGAACGUAUGAUGAGGGAAGCAAUGCAGCCAAAGUUCGGAGGCACAGACGCAGGAAGUCGAGGAAAAGCGGAGCGAGACCUGCAGACAAAGUUUUUGAGAUGGAAAGCGGCUUCAAAGACACCAGUUCCCAGUCCUCUACCGACACCGAGUUUGAGGGCACAAAAUGGGACAGACAUGCUCCUCAAAAAUCCCAUCGGGGACGCCUGACGAUGAUAUACCUGGCCAUUGUCGCACUAUUCGUCGCCUUGCUCUUUGGCGCCUAUAAGGCUUCUACGAAGAAACACGCUCUGACGCCCACGGUUCACCGAUUGACCAGGUACCAUAACGGGACGCACGUUUUCCGACCGACCACAAUACUCAUCUCUCUCGAUGGCUUCCGCGCUGACUUUCUCAACCGCAACAUUACUCCAGCACUCAAUGCCUUUAUCGCGAGCGGUGUGUCGCCCAAGUACAUGCUCCCGUCGUUUCCCUCCGUUACCUUUCCCAACCAUUUCACCCUGGUGACUGGCUUAUAUCCAGAAAGUCACGGCAUAGUCAGCAACCAGUUUUGGGAUCCCGCGUUUGAAGAAGAGUUUUGGUACACCAACAUCAAAGUCUCGAUGCAGCCCAAGUGGUGGACCGCCGAGCCUCUGUGGGUUACAGCCGAGCAUCAGGGUGUCCGCUCUGCAAUUCACAUGUGGCCUGGUUCUGAAGCGCAUAUACCUGACGUGGAGCCGACAUACUUGGACAAGUACAACGGGAAUGAAUCCUUGUCUCGUAAAGUCGAUAGGGUUUUGCAGUGGCUCGAUCUGCCUGGCGACGAUGACGAAGCCCCUGCUGAGCAGGUACACUUACGACCACAAUUUAUCGCUGCCUAUGUUCCCGAUGUUGAUGCCGAUGGACAUCUCUACGGGCCAAACAGCACAGAGAUCAGAGCCACCAUUGCGGAUGUCGACAGCAUGCUGACUUUGCUCGUCGAAGGUCUCCUGACACGCAACCUGACCGAGAUUGUCAACAUUGUCAUCGUCUCCGACCAUGGAAUGGCUACCACGUCCACAAAUCGACUAAUCCAACUGGAUGAUCUCAUGGAUAUGUCCUUAGUCGACCACAUUGACGGGUGGCCUCUUCGUGGCUUGCGCCUGAAGAAUCCAGACCGCGACGUCCCCGUGCUCUACGAACAGCUCUCUCAAGAAGCCGCCAAAUCAGGCAAUUUCGAAGUCUACACUCUUGAAACCAUGCCAGAGCGUUAUCACUUUAACCAGAACGAUCGCAUCGCACCAUUGUGGAUCGUUCCCAAGACCGGCUGGGCUGUCGUGGAGAAAUCCGAUUUCGACAUUGCCGAUGCGCUGAGCACGGGCAGAGAAUAUACGCCGAAAGGACUGCAUGGCUACGAUCACGAGCAUCCGCUCAUGCGAGCUAUCUUUGUGGCCAGGGGGCCUGCAUUUCCACACGCGCCCAACAGUCGAGUACCUGUUUUCCAGAACAUCGAGGUCUACAAUAUCAUGUGUGAUUCGUUGGGCAUCGUCCCACAACCAAACAACGGGUCAUUAAGACUUCCCUUGAAAACCGAAGGCUUGCAUUCUGAGGAUGACAGGCCGGGCUCGGAAGUGGUGGCAGAUCCCGUCGAUGAGAACAAGGAUCAAGAGGGAGACACCCCAGACACAAUCGUGGAUCCCGUCGACGAGGAAGAGCAUCAGGAGGAAGCAACUCCCGACGACGAUCCAGAUUCUCCAGUUGAAGCGCCCACCGACCCUGAAAAGCCAGACGCAGACACACCCGACGAAGAUCAGGAAGAAAAGAAAGGGAGUUGGUGGAAGUUCCUCCACGAAGAGCUCGAAAAGGCGAAACAGUGGGCCAAAGAGUUUGUGGAAUCGAUCAAAGGCAACAAGAAAGGGGGAGGCGAUCCACCCGUGUGA